UCUGUUUUCUGUUUACAAGCCUGAAGAUGGCUGCUGCUUCUUCCUGCAACGUGGAAGAAGACGAGAGCCUGAAGGGAUGUGAACUCUAUGUUCAGAAGCACAACAUCCAACAGAUUUUAAAAGAGUGCAUUGUAAACCUUUGCAUAGCAAAACCAGACCGACCCAUGAAGUUCCUCAGAGAGCACUUUGAAAAAUUAGAAAAGGAAGAAUGCAAACAAAUACUGGCUCGGCAGAAAUCCAGUUCCCAGUCUGAUUCUCAUGACGAUGAGAUUUCCCCUCCUCCUCCCAACCCAGUGGUAAAAGCCCGACGCAGGAGAGGGGGGGUCAGUGCAGAAGUGUACACUGAGGAAGAUGCUGUUUCUUACGUCAGAAAGGUUAUUCCAAAGGACUAUAAAACUAUGACUGCUCUGGCAAAGGCCAUCUCCAAGAACGUGCUCUUUGCUCAUCUUGAUGACAAUGAACGAAGUUUCAUAAACAAUCAAGGGAAACAUGUCUUCAGUGAAACUGCUAUGGAGACUGCAAAACUGAUUGGAUUGCCAUACCAAAUAGCAGUUAUCAAUGGUCCAUCCUUCUAA
This is a messenger RNA of Balearica regulorum gibbericeps (East African grey crowned-crane), 575 nucleotides long. Lineage: Eukaryota; Metazoa; Chordata; Aves; Gruiformes; Gruidae. The record is from RefSeq and is a predicted model, not a curated record.